AUGCAAAAUUACAAUUAGACAAAUCUCCAAGCAGAAGUCACCCAAUUACGCUAGGACAAAAUUGAAAUUGAAAAUACUCUCUAAGAAUUAUUAAAAUAAGACUCUUUGAUUGAAAAAUGGACAAUAAUGAAAAACUUUGUGCUUGUUUCUACAGAGGUUGAGCGCUUAUCUCAUGCUUAUGUGGCUUUGGAAUAGGAACACUAAUUCUUAUUGAAUACGCAGAAUAAAGAUGUUUAGCAGAGCGAAUAAAAACUUAAGAUUUUGAUUACCUAAUUGGAAGAAUUGAAUGCAUUGAUGAUUCAAUAACAGAAUCGAAUAGAGGACUUAAAUAAAAAUAACAAUAUGCUGAAAUAAGCAAUUAAUGAGGCAACUCAAAAGAUGCAAGUUAUGAGUGAAAAUAAUAAACAGUUAAAAUAUAAUGAACAGAUUCUAAAUUAAGAGAAAUAAAAAUUAUAAAAUUAAUUAUCAGAAUCAAAUAAUGAAUUGAACAAUAUCAUGUAAACUCUAAAGGAAUGCGAGGACAUGUAUAAAGGAACCAUAUUCAAGUAGGAGACAACCAUAAAGAAUUUAUAUCAACAAAAUGAAAGUUUGAAAGGGGAGAGCAACAAAAAAGAUAAAGUAGUUGAUUAAUUGAUGAAAAAGAACAAUGAUCUUAUUAAUGAUAUUGAGAGAAUGGACAGAAAGUAUAAUGAGCAAUCUUUGUAGAUGAAGAAAAUAUCAAAGAUGUAUGAAUCAUUGGAAUAGGAUUAUAAUGAUUUUAAAUUGCAACAAUAAGGCAAUCAAUCUGAAUUUCAUUAAUUGAGUAAGAGGAUAGAACAUAAGAAUUAAGUAUUGGUUGACUUGGAAAAUAAAUACGAUAAAUUAAAUGUAAUAGUAAAAGCUUAGGAGGCAUAAUUGUAGGAGAAGGAUUAAUAAAUAAAUCAAUUUAGUCAAUAAUUGAUUGAACAAUAAACCCUAUUGAUUGAUAUGAGAAACAGCAAGAAGUAGGUCAAAAAUGACAAUGAAAGCGAAGUUAAACAAUUAACUGCUUAGGUUAAAAGACUUUAAGAUAAGAUAAUGGAAAUAAGAGGGGAACUUGAAAGUGAGACUAUUUUGAAAGAGAGGUUACAGGCUUGCACUUAAAACAAAGAAGUGGAAUUCGAAAAACUAUACAACUAAAAUGAGGAUUUGAAAUCGGAAUAACAAGCUUUAAAGAGAUAGGUUUCGGAAUUGCAAUAGGCUUUAAAUGUUGAGAAGAGUAUGUUUCUAAAGGUGUAAUUGGAAUACACAGGUUUACGAGAUUAGAUUAGACAGACAUAAGAGAAGGAUUAAAUAUAGGAUUAAAUGAAUUUGGAAGAAGAGUGUGUUUAAUUGAGGGAGGAAUGCGAGUUGCUAAGGAAUGAUGUACAAUACUUUAAAUACUAAAAUUAACAGUAACAGUAAUAGAUUGAGGAACUAAGAUAAACAAAAACGUAUUUAAGUAAUAUCUUGAUGGACAGAAGACAAUAUUGA
Paramecium tetraurelia is the source of this 1491-nucleotide messenger RNA. RefSeq lists its product as uncharacterized. The record is from RefSeq and is a predicted model, not a curated record. The transcript is spliced from 2 exons. Lineage: Eukaryota; Ciliophora; Oligohymenophorea; Peniculida; Parameciidae.